Messenger RNA from Penicillium alfredii, 1269 nucleotides. RefSeq names its product CaiB/BaiF CoA transferase family protein. The record is from RefSeq and is a predicted model, not a curated record. Bases 1 to 1269 code for a protein of 422 amino acids. Lineage: Eukaryota; Fungi; Ascomycota; Eurotiomycetes; Eurotiales; Aspergillaceae. Gene Ontology annotation, molecular function: catalytic activity. The transcript has a single exon.
AUGAGAUUGUUUCUCUCACUUGCCCAGAGGCGCUUAUCGAGUGCAGUCUACCUUUCAACACGAUGCAUUCUUCCACGGCCAUAUUCGAGCGUAUCGAACCAUGGUCAUCGCGAAGCGCCCCUAGCUGGCAUCACCGUGGUCAGCUUAGAGCAGGCCAUUGCAGCGCCAUUUUGUACGCGCCAGCUCGCAGACCUCGGGGCUCGAAUCAUCAAAGUCGAGCGACCAGGCGUCGGAGACUUUGCCAGAAAUUAUGACACUCGAGUCAAUGGAAUAGCAUCGCAUUUUAUGUGGACCAACCGAUCCAAGGAAAGCUUAGCGCUUGAUCUCAAAAACGACAAGGACCAUGCGGUGCUGAUGAAGCUGUUGGAGCGCGCCGACGUCCUGGUUCAAAACCUAGCGCCCGGUGCGAGUGCGCGACUAGGUCUCUCUCAUGAUGCACUGAAGCUGAACCACCCGUCGCUGAUUGUCUGCGACAUCUCCGGCUAUGGACAAGAUGGGCCCUACCGCGAUAAGAAAGCAUAUGACCUUUUGAUUCAAAGCGAGGCCGGGAUGCUGUCCGUCACCGGUACGGGCAAAGAGCCAGUGAAAGUUGGCAUCUCGAUUGCAGACAUUGCAGCGGGUAUGUACGCGUAUAGCAACAUUCUCUCUGCUCUACUCCAACGAGGCAAGGACGGCCAGGGCUGUCAGAUCGACAUAUCCAUGCUAGAGAGCAUGGUGGAGUGGAUGGGAUUCCCCAUGUACUACUCUUAUGACAAUGCCCCGGGUCCCAUGCCAGCAGGCGCGUCGCAUGCGUCGAUCUAUCCUUACGGGCCGUUUGAGACAGGGGACGGUCAGUCCGUUAUGUUGGGAAUUCAGAAUGAGAGGGAAUGGGCCAACUUUUGCAGUGGUGUCCUGUCGCAACCGGAACUGGCUACCGAUCCCCGUUUCUCUAGCAACUCGCUGAGAGUCCAAAACCGAGACACACUCAAAGAGAUCAUUUGCGGCGCCUUUUCUGUCUUGACUGCGGAGGAGACCAUUGCACGACUCGAAGGAGCAUCUAUUGCCAAUGCCAAUGUCAACGAUAUGCAUGACGUCUGGGGUCACGCGCAGCUUCAGGCUCGGGACCGCUGGACUGAAAUUCAGACCCCGGCUGGUGUCGUCCCAGCACUUCUCCCGCCUGGAUCGACAAAGGUCGCGGAGAAGGGUGGAUAUGGGGCUCGAAUGGAGCGUGUUCCUGGGGUUGGAGAACAUAACGAGGCCAUUUUGGCUGAGUUAGACCUGUUUAGGUAG